AUGUCGGCCGUAGAUCACGAGGUUCAGGUUGCACAACUGCAUCAGUCCUUUGACAAUGUCGAGGGUGCUCGCCAUCCCUCCAAGGACUUCACGGGAGGAAGCCUUCCCGAGGUGGACGAGAAGCUUCCUUAUAUCACCGCCGAUGGAGAGGUGCCUACUGACGAGGAGAAGCACCGCUUGAGGCACGUUGCGGAGCAUCUGCCGCUAUCUGCCUGGUUGGUUGCUAUGGUCGAACUCAGCGAGCGAUUCACCUACUAUGGUGUGUCCGGUAUCUUCCAGAAUUACAUCCAGCGUCCUCUCGACGGUAGCAUGGGUCGUGGUGCCCUUGGUAUGGGGCAUCAAGGUGCUACUGGUCUUUCCACCUUUUUCCAGUUCUGGUGCUAUGUCACCCCCAUCCUUGGUGCCAUUAUUGCCGAUCAAUACUUGGGCAAGUACAAGACUAUUGCUCUGUUCUGUGGUGUCUAUCUUGCCGGUCUCUUCAUCCUUCUGUUCACUUCGCUUCCCACCGCUCUUGAGCAUGGCGCUGGUCUCGGUGGUUUCAUUGUCUCGAUCAUUGUCAUUGGUCUUGGUACCGGCGGUAUCAAGAGUAAUGUUGCUCCUUUGAUUGCCGACCAGUACACUCGCAAGAAGAUGGCCGUCAAGACCAACCCCGACGGCGAGCGAGUCAUCAUCGACCCUGCCAUCACCAUCCAGCGUAUUUACAUGAUCUUCUAUGCUUGUAUCAACCUUGGUUCUUUGUCGCUUUUGGCCACUCCUUACAUGGAGCGCGACGUUGGCUUCUGGUCGGCCUUCCUUCUUUGCACAUGCAUGUUUGGUGUCGGUACUGCUGUUUUGAUCAUUGGCCGCAAGUACUACAUCGUUCGCGCACCACAGGGUUCCGUCAUCACCGAUGCCUUCAAGGUAUUGGGUAUGAUGCUCAAGCACUUCAACAUGGAUGCCGCCAAGCCAAGCUGGCAAGCCGAGCAUAGUGGCAACAGCGACUUGCGUUGGGACGACCACUUCGUCGAUGAAGUCAAGCGUGCGCUGGUUGCUUGCCAGGUCUUUGCCUUCUACCCAAUCUACUGGGUUGUCUACGGUCAAUUCUCCAACAACUUUGUUACCCAGGCCGGUCAAAUGCAGGGACACGGUAUCCCCAACGACUUGAUGCAGAACUUUGAUCCAAUCUCCAUCAUUGUGUUCAUUCCUCUCCUCGAGUCCGUGGUAUACCCUCUUCUCCGCAAGAUGCACAUUGACUUCAAGCCCAUCAGCCGUAUCUCCCUUGGUUUCAUCGUCGCCUCCCUGGCCAUGGUGUACGCUGCCGUUCUUCAGCACUACAUCUACCAAGCCGGUCCUUGUUUCGAGGCUCCUCUCUGCGCUGCUUCUGAAAUCGACGGAGUCGCUCAGGGAAACAACAUCCACAUCGCCAUCCAGACUCCUGCAUACAUGCUCAUCGGUAUCUCGGAGAUCUUUGCUUCUGUCUCUGGUCUCGAGUACGCCUACACCAAGGCUCCCCCCAACAUGAAGUCCUUCGUCCAGUCCAUGUACUUGUUGACCAACGCUUUCGGAUCUGCUAUCGGCAUCGCAUUGACCCCUGUUGCCUACGACCCCGCUAUUAUGUGGAUGUUUGUCGGUUUGGCCUGCGCUUCCUUCGCCGCUGGUAUCGUCUUCUUCAUCGUGUUCCGUCAUUUGAACGCUAAGGAGGAGGAGAUGAACGCAUUGGAUGCUGAGGAUGACGUUGCUGCUCCUGCGGCGGAUGCUGAGAGGAAGUAA
Messenger RNA from Talaromyces marneffei, 1749 nucleotides. RefSeq lists its product as uncharacterized. Gene Ontology annotation, cellular component: plasma membrane; fungal-type vacuole. Gene Ontology annotation, biological process: oligopeptide transport; transmembrane transport. The coding region runs from base 1 to 1749 and encodes 582 amino acids. Gene Ontology annotation, molecular function: dipeptide transmembrane transporter activity; tripeptide transmembrane transporter activity. The record is from RefSeq and is a predicted model, not a curated record. The transcript has 3 exons. NCBI's taxonomy places the organism in Eukaryota, Fungi, Ascomycota, Eurotiomycetes, Eurotiales, Trichocomaceae.